Menidia menidia (Atlantic silverside) is the source of this 649-nucleotide messenger RNA. The record is from the annotation of a GenBank genome assembly. Lineage: Eukaryota; Metazoa; Chordata; Actinopteri; Atheriniformes; Atherinopsidae.
UGACGAAGCUGUCAUGAGGGAAGUUCAUUGUGUUAUGGUGAAGUGCAUGGUCAGAGCUUAAAUUACAUAGAGGUGGAGAUGUAUCGCCGUGCUCUUGGAAAGACCUUGGGCUUUGUGGGUUACACAAUCCAGUAUGGCUGCAUUGCUCACUGUGCUUUUGAGUACAUCGGAGAGUUCGUGGUGUGUUCUGGUCCGUCCAUGGAACCCACCAUUGUAAACUAUGAUGUCGUCUUCUCUGAACGCAUGAGUCGUCAUCUUUGUAAAAUAGAAAAGGGCGAUAUUGUAAUUGCCAAAAGUCCAUUUGACCCACAUAUGAACAUUUGUAAAAGGGUGAUUGGACUGGAAGGUGAUAAGGUCUGCACCAGUUCCCCAUCAGAUUUGUUCACGACCCACACAUUUGUUCCUAAAGGCCAUGUGUGGCUAGAGGGUGAUAACCUUAGGAAUUCCACAGACUCAAGGACUUAUGGCCCAGUUCCCUAUGCCCUCAUCCGAGGGCGUGUUUGCUUAAAGCUGUGGCCGCCGCAUAGGUUUGGCACACUGAGUGAAAGCCCAACCGAACGGAUCAUUAAAACGAGGGGUGACUCAGACUCAGAUUGAGUCAUCCUCUUUGUUUAUAUGCUGCUGUACUUGCUCUCAUUUCUAAAUAAAA